Molecule: messenger RNA, 2958 nt
Organism: Trachemys scripta elegans
Lineage: Eukaryota; Metazoa; Chordata; Testudines; Emydidae
Product: solute carrier family 2, facilitated glucose transporter member 11-like
Exons: 9
Coding region: 1380-2606 (408 amino acids)
Biological process (GO): monosaccharide transmembrane transport
Cellular component (GO): membrane
Molecular function (GO): hexose transmembrane transporter activity
Source: RefSeq, a predicted model, not a curated record
AGUCAAUUGUACAGAAUUUCCAGGGGUGAAAGUAAUAUUAAACUCUUACUGGUAAGGGGGGCCCAGCUCCAGGCCCCCAGAAGGAGCUGGGCCUCGGGCAGAAGGGGUGGGGUUGGGGGUCAGCCUCCCACAGCCAGCCCAUCCGCACUGCCUGGCUUGCGCUGCCCGGGGCUCCAGCCGCUGCCGCGGUAGCAGCAGCUGGGGCCGGGAUCCCCAGGCCAUUUUAAAUCACCACCCUUGGGGCAUUGCCCUUUCCCCCGCACGUCGGCAGCCCUGCGGCAGCACUUUAAUGUUGGCUGCAUAUCGACUGGUACCGGCUUCUUACUGGUACACCAUACCGGCCUACUUUCACCCCUGAGAAUUUCUGUCAAUCAGAUGUUAUAGUCCCUACUAGAUAAUACUGAGGACUCAUACACCCAAGGCAACCAGGUGUAAAUCAUCCCUAGCCUUCUUCCUUCAAAAACUGGCUAAAUGUGCACGUCCUUGGGGAAUGAGAUCUGACUGCAUUAAGAAUGCUUCCUGAAGUUGCUGGGAUUCUUCUCCCCUUAGCAGGCAUAAAAGGAAGGGUGGAGGAGGAAGGCACAAAAGAGUAAAAGGCCAAAAGAAAAGAAUAGGUCAAAGUUCACUGACACAGCAUAGCUGCUAGCAUCAAUGAGGGUCAUUAAUCAGCACAGAUAGCACCAAUAAAAAUGAAGAGGAAACAAAAAAUGUUUGAGGAGGUGUGGAGAUCAUGGGUGUUGCCAGGAUUGUUGGCGACCUAAUUCAGGUAUGAGUAAGUGCCUCGAUAUUUUUUUCUUUUUAAAUAAAGAAGGCUGGCAUUCAAACACUGGUAAAGGAUACAGACACUUUAACUGUAGGGGAUGUGUCCAAAAAGAGCUAGGCUGUAGUGCGGCUGAACAGCAGGGAAGCAAUCUCCAGAGAAGCUCCUUCACAAACUGUGUUCAGAAAGGAACUGUCUAGGUGAGCACUGUGGGGUUCCUCCGCAGAGAUAGUGCCAGAUACCCUUAGAGAAACCCAAAUCUCAGAACUUUGAACUUAAAGAAUUCCCACCAAACAGCACAGAUCCAUGAGUGGGAGAUCUGUUGGGAUGGGUAUCUUUGAAGAAAUAUUAUUUCAAAAAUGUUCAUUACCGCCUCUGCUUUACCUGACUGAAGUGCUCCCAUAUACAGUGGAAUAGUCCACUUUACGCUUAGAUUACACCAAUUUCAAUAUCAAUUUAAGUAAUGACUCAACAGUACUGCAUAAGCAACUGCUAGGUCCCACUUGCAAAUUCUCGAUUCAAUGAUAAAGUCACCACUAUCUGUAUAUUCAGAGGAUAAAAAGAGGGUAUUUGGGGAAAGCAAGAGAGAUGGUGUUGCCCAGUUUUAUGAAAGUCUCUUAUGUGCUGUUACAGAAAGAAAUGUCUAACGUUCAAUAAUCUGCUUCUGAUAGCAGCUGCAUUUUUCUGGGGGUUCAGUAAGAUGGCAAAGUCCUUUGAGAUGAUUUUGAUUGGACGUUUCCUUUGUGGUUUUAAUUCAGGUUUGGGCUGCUGUUUACAUGGCCAGUAUUUGGGAGAAAUUUCCCCUAAGAAGCUGCGUGGAUUUACAAGUGCCACUCUCUCUCUUUUUGCAAACAUGGGGAAAUGCUUAGGACAAAUUGCAGGACUAAGUGAACUUUUAGGAACUGAAUCCUUGUGGCCUUUACUGAUGGCUAUCAGUGGAAUCGCAGCAUCAGUGCAGCUGGUCACUCUCCCAUUCUUCCCUGAGUCUCCACCCUACCUCCUGGUGCAAAAGGGAGAUAUGGAAGGCUGCCAGGAAGCUUUGAAGCAGCUUUGGGGUGAAGGGAAUCAUCAAGAAGCAAUUGAUGAUAUGGUGAAGGAGCAGGCUACAACGAAAAAAAUGAAACCCAUGAAUGUCCUGGAACUCCUAAAAGACCAAUCCUUGCGAUGUCAGUUGUGUUUAUUGAUCAUCAUUGGUGUUACCAUACAGCUUAGUGGUAUCAAUGCAAUCUAUUUCUAUGCCUUUGACGUGUUCCGUACAGCCGGAUUUACUCAAGAUCGUAUCCCCUACAUAUCUCUGGGAGCUGGGACCUGUGAGUUCUGCGCCGCUAUAAUAUGUAGCUUCAUCAUUGAUAAGUUUGGCAGAAGGAUGCUGCUGUUGUGGGGAUAUGGACUGAUGGCUUUGAUACUCAUGCUCCUCACAACAACUCUCUCCCUACAGCAUCAGUUCUUCUGGAUGCCCUACUGCAGUCUUGCUCUGAUUUUCCUGUUCAUUAUCAUCUUUGCAACUGGACCAGCUGGAGCUUCAUUCCCAGUCAUGAUUGAACUCUUCACCCAGUCAUCCAGAUCAUCCGCAUUAGCGAUCUCCAUGUCUCUACACUGGGUAGGACUCUAUAUGAUCGGGAUGAUUUUCCCAUACGUAGUGAAAAGCCUCGGUACCUUCUGCUUCCUCAUUUUUAUGGGCUUCAUUUCGAUCUCAUGGAUUCUCAUCUACAGGUUCCUUCCAGAAACAAAAGGCAAAUCAGUCAUGGCAAUCAAAGAGGAAUUCAAGCAUUUAAAUUUCAGGAAGAAAUUUCAGGCCAUGAGAGAGAAUCCCUCUGACAAAUAUACCUCAUGUACCAAGUUAUGACUGGACAGAAGAGGAGUAAUUUCUUAAAGGGACAGAAAAUGGUGUCACACACAGACAAAUAUAAAAAAAAGAAUGUUAGCUUUAAUAUUUUACUCCUAUUAUUUUGUAUUCCAUAUUCAUUUCUUCGUGCAAACAGACUUCAUAGAAGAUUGCCCCAUGUGAUUCUAUAACACGAGUGUCUUUCAGUAUCUAAUGGACACCAUCACCAGUCAAAUGUGUACUUGCAUACUUUUAAAGUCACCCAAACCUUAAUUCUGCCCAUGUAAUACCAUUGUAAGGACACUAAGACAAUUUGGCUUUGCAAUAUAUACACAUAUUAUAGAUAAUAAAUAAGACAGUUUAUAUGCCUGAA